Suillus discolor is the source of this 911-nucleotide messenger RNA. RefSeq lists its product as uncharacterized. Bases 169 to 702 code for a protein of 177 amino acids. Lineage: Eukaryota; Fungi; Basidiomycota; Agaricomycetes; Boletales; Suillaceae. The record is from RefSeq and is a predicted model, not a curated record. The transcript has 4 exons.
UCUAUCUACCGCCCGGAUACAUGACGGUCUCCUGACAUGUCAUGGCUGCCGAAAUAGGCUCUUGGCUUGCCAUGUCUAACUUGCAGAAAUACCUGGGGUGCAGCUGGAUUCCUCCUUUAUCAUCCCCUCGCCGAAACCUUUCACACUAUCUGUCCUUCAAUCUUCAUCAUGACAAGCUAUGGAAUGCCAUACCUCUUGGAGGAUAAGACGGGCAAGCUGACAGGAUCACACUUCGUGGACAUCAACGAUCGUUUACGCCUGACACUUCGGUGCACCACUCGGGAAGCCACACACACAACAUACAUAAUCUACAACGCAACAGCAGGGACGGAUCCAGUGGUGACCCUAAACUUUGGCUCCAGCAACUCCCUCGGAACAAUAACCUUUGGGUCAGGGCCACAGGUACCCAUGAACAGCUUCCUGGAACCAUCUCCGAAUGAGAACGCAAAGUCGAGGAAGUUCAUUGGGUCCGAUGGCCAGCAGUACAGAUGGAGUUGGCGAACCACACAGAGCGAAGAGUGGUCGUGCACAAACACAAGCAAUCAGCAAGUUGCGUCUUAUUCGUUGAAAGUACCCGGAGAGCCAGAAUACGACCACUCCUCUGGGUGCGUGCUUACCAUCGAGGAGGCGUAUCCGCAUCUCGCAGUCGAGAUGUUGGCGUCCUUGACAAUAAUGAGGCAUAUAGUCGCCCAUAACCUUUGAUGUUCUUUGGUGACCAACGCCUGGAAUUUGGAGCUGUACUACUACAUUCGUAUGUUAUUAUUGUAUAUUUCUAGCAUAUCAUCUUGAAUUGUGCAUAUUAUGUUGGAUGACACUUGUAUCUAUCUCUUAGUCAUCACGGACCCUAUACGUACUUUUAUAUAAUGUAUGUCUCAGCGGCUUGUAUGUUUCUCUUGCACGCUAGCUUUGUC